AUCAGUUAACCCGUUUUUUUAUUAGUGAACGUUCUCUAUUAUACUCGGGCAAGAAAAGUUUAGUAUUUACAAUUCUUCAGUUGACUUGUCACCUCGUGAAUGAACGCAUGUGAUUAAGAAUUGCUCCAUUUAAUAGUCAUGUUUAUCUUAAUAUAAAAUAAAAUUCACAUGACUUUAAUGUGUUUAGUUAAUUUUAUUUGUGAUAAUACUGUACAAAAUGUAUUGUGAUGUGUAUUAUAUUUAUUAAUGCCGAAUUCUACCUUUCUUCUUCGCUACUUAGUCAUAUAUAAUCAUAUGACUAUUUAAUAAAAUAAGAACUAUAAUAAAUUACAGUGAUUACAGUCAGAUUAAUACUUAAUAUCAUAAUAAAGUCAUAUCAUAAUAUAAGGCCAAAAGCUAUUAUAUUUAGUGUGAGUUUUAAUAUCAUCAGUGAAUCAUGGUUAAUAAAAAUUUACGGUGUUCUGUUAGUACUAUACAAGUUAAUAAUGACAAUGAAGUUAAGGAACCAAGUGCAGACUUUGAAACAGCUCUGUCAGCGACUGGUUUUGGUGCAUUCAAUAUCUUUCUGAUGUUGGCAUUGAUCCCAGUGGGUUGGGCUAACGCAUUUGAUAUGACGUCUUCAGCAUUUAUCUUGGCUUCAGCAGAAUGUGAACUCGAAUUAACAUUUAUUCGUAAAGGGUUACUCUGCAGCGCUGUAUAUAUUGGAAUGAUGUUUACCCCAUUAUUUUGGGGUUUCGUAUCAGAUCGUUUGCCCAAACGAACAUUAAUGCUUUUCGGUCUAUUGAUUGAUGCAUUGUGUAAUAUACUUUGCAGUGUCAUCGAAUCAUAUUACAUUUUUAUAAUUCUUAAAUUCAUAACUGGCACUAUUGUUAGUGGGCCAUUUACUCUUCUUACUCCUUAUCUCAGUGAAUUUCAACCAAAUAAAUAUCGGGCUAAAUUAAUGACUUGGUCCGGCCUUUUAUAUAAUGCAGGAUUUAUUAUUCCAGCAAUAUUGGCUUUUAAUGUAACGCCACUCCAAUGGACAUUUAUUCUCUUUGAUCGAGAAUUUACUGCUUGGAGACUUUAUUACUUCGCAUGCUGUAUUCCAUCUAUCCUCGGCUUUUUGGUACUGAGUUUCCUUCCGGAAACUCCUAAAAUGCUUAUGGAAAAUGGAUAUCUGCCAAGGGCUUAUGAUUUACUUAGACGUAUUUACAUAAUCAAUAAUAGAUUGCCUAUUGACACUUAUCCGAUAAAAUCUUUGCAGCAACCUUCAAAAAAACUUAAUGAAAUAACAGAAGAAUCAAAACUUAAAAAAAUUCGUGAUACUUGGGAUAAUAUAAAAGAAUUAUUUAAACCACCAUAUUUGGGACAUUUUUUAAUAAUUAACUUACUACAAUUUGGCAGUAUGCUUUCAUUCAACACAUUGCGGCUUUGGGUACCGCACAUGUUCAUCAUAAUCAACAACUUUGACUACUCUCUGUGGGAUCCUGCCCGUGGCAAUCCAACGAUAUGCGAGUACUUGAUUCCUGGCGUGAUUCCCCCAGGUCUAGCAAACGAGACUUUCUAUGCAAAUCACACCUGCAUUCGGUGGUACAUAAAUCCAAGCGUAUAUAUCAAUUCGAGUAUUAUUGCUGCUUCCGCCGUUGGAUUUUCAUUCCUUGCUGGUCUAUUUUAUACCACCAGAUUGCGAAAAAAAACUGUUUUGAUUAUUAGUUACUUGAUCGCAAUAUUCAGCAGUUUCGGAACUAAUUGGGCACAACUUGUACCUUUAAUGUUGACCCUAUCAGCAUCUAUUGUUGUAACGGGCCGAAUAACGGCUAACAUAGUUAUCGCGGCUAAUGCCGACGUCAUUCCCAUACCGUUAAGAACAACGGCUGUCAGUUUUAUUACAAAUACCGGAAAUUUAGCAAGUAUUAUCGGAAACCUCGUAUUUCCAGCUCUUCUUGAAUUUGAAUGUCUGAGUGCGUUCAUGGGAAUUGGCGUAAUGUUAAUACCAUGUGUCUUUAUGUCACUUUUUACGCUACGAUCAGAGGGAAAAAAAAUAACAAUAACACCUCCUUAAAGUAACACCUUAAUAUAUGUAAUAUACAAUGUACAAAUGCAUAAAUAGUUAAAAAUAUCACAUCAAGAUCAGAACGAAAAUUUAAUUGGAUCAUAUUUAUAUAUUUAGCUAUGAUCAACAGACAGAAAAACAGUAUUACUCUUUGAUGAAGUUGACUUUUAAAGUGAUAGACCAUCAGGAUGAAAAUUAUUCAGGAUGAUGAUGAUGAUAAUAAUGAUGGACUUAUCAAUAUCUCAAAUAAUUAUUAAACUUCCGUUGAUGAUUUGCGUCACUGAUUAGAAUAAUUGAUAUCGAUAUACUCAAGUAUACGCUUUACUUUACAUAAGUUUGAAGUUUAACUUUGUACUUAAAUAAUAAACAUCAUAAAAGUUAAUUAUUAUUAAUGUAAAGAAAAAAUGAUUGAAAAGAAAAAAAAAUGAAUUCAUGACAAAGUGUGAUU
Messenger RNA from Microplitis demolitor, 2480 nucleotides. RefSeq names its product synaptic vesicle glycoprotein 2B. Gene Ontology annotation, biological process: transmembrane transport. The coding region runs from base 437 to 2041 and encodes 534 amino acids. Gene Ontology annotation, cellular component: membrane. Gene Ontology annotation, molecular function: transmembrane transporter activity. NCBI's taxonomy places the organism in Eukaryota, Metazoa, Arthropoda, Insecta, Hymenoptera, Braconidae. The transcript has 12 exons. The record is from RefSeq and is a predicted model, not a curated record.